CGUCGUUCAAAUCGUCAACGACAAACGACGACGACGGCCAGCGAUGAGUUUCCGGCUUAGAAGGGGCCUGCGGUGCGUGCAGCCCAACCAUGUCUUCUUUGCCCUCUUCUCCGUCUGCCUCUUCGUAUUCUGGUUCACCGGUUUUCGGCAACGACCAUUCAACGACCUCGACGACCUCCAGCAACCACCCUCAACGACGAGCGACAAGCGGUCAUGGUUCAAAUCGCACAAAACGAAAGGAAAACAGUACUCCCAUCCAAUACCACAGCUAAUGGACGAGGCAGAGCGCAAGUUUAACGAAAAGUUGGCAAGGCAGAGCAAAACGUUGUCUGAAGCUGUUGAUGAGUACAGACGACGUUAUCAACGCGAGCCGCCCAAGAAUUUCGACAAGUGGUGGGAAUUUGCUCAGCGGUUUGACGUGAAGAUGGUCGACGAGUACGAUAUCUUGAUGGAGGACCUGGCUCCGUUCUAUGAGUUGCCAGGUGAGGAGAUUCGUCGGCGAGUCGCUCAGGUUGGCCAACUACCGUCUAUUGACCUUGUCCGUGUCAGAAAUGGGCACAUCACAGUCGAGAAUGUGCAGAAGGGCUUCCAGGAUUCUGAAGUUAGCGCCCGUGCUCGAGGGUUCCGCUCGAUGAUGGGCAAGUUCGCGGAUACGCUUCCGGACUUGGAUUUCCCUAUCAACGCAAAAGCAGAAGGACGGGUCCUUAUUCCUUGGGAACACCAGCAGUACCCGAACCUCACACGACAAGAUUCCUCAGGCGGCGUCGAAGAAAUGCUCGGGGGACCCUUCCAAGCAGAUUGGCGGGGGGAUGAAAACGUCUGGGAAGCCUGGCGUCGAACAUGCUCUCCGGAUUCGCCAGCUCGUCGCCUCUACGCAUCAGUGCGCGACCCAUUUGCGAAGAAGGUUUCUCGAGCCAACGUCUCUACUAAUGCCGACUUUGAGUUUGCCGAAGGCACCUCUGCUUAUCUGGACUUUUGCGAACACCCGCAUUCGCAUUACACUCAAGGACACUUCUUUACGGAUUGGAGAUCGAUUCCGGUGCUGUAUCCUGUGUUCAGCCCCGCGAGGACGAAGGGGUUCAUGGAUAUUAGGAUUCCUAGCCAUUAUUACUACGGAAGUACGAAGGGGUACACGUAUGGCUGGGAUGCAGAGCGAGAGGUCCUGCUUCCCGUUGAUAAGAUGGAGAAACCAUGGGAGGAGAAGAUUAACAAGAUCUUCUGGAGAGGUGCGACUACAGGCGGGGGAAGCCAUCCGCCUGGCUUCUCGCCUCAAUACCAUCGACACAGGUUCCUUCGCAUGACUUCUGACACUUCCGACACCCCUCGCACCGUUACUUUCCCUCAUCCGCCGAACAGCACUUCCCUCGCCACCGUCACAGUCCCAAUCUCUACGCUUAACGAAGAGAUUAUGGACGCCGCCUUUGUCAAGGUGUCAGGGCUGUACCCGGGUGGCUUGAAGGCUUUGAUGAAGGAUCACCGGUUCGCAGAGCCAGUUCCACUAGGCGAACAUUGGUCGUACAAGUACCUCGUCGAUCUCGAUGGGAUGAGCUAUAGUGGCAGGUUCAUGGCCUUCCUCGCCAGCGACAGUGUACCAAUCAAAGCCACCGUCUACACCGAGUUCUUCUCCGACUGGAUCCAGCCCUGGCUUCACUUUGUUCCGCUAUCUGCGACCUACAAGGAGAUCUACAACAUCUACGCCUUUUUCAACGGGCCGACGCAGUCGAUGCUAAACCGCGUCAACUCGAGUCUAGCGCUGUUCUCUCCGGAGGAACGGGCUGGCAUGUGGCCAGAAGACGAGAGAGCUAGGAAGAUCGCGCAGGCUGGUAAGGAAUGGAAGCGGACCAUGGGACGGACGCUGGACAUGGAAGUGUACGUUUACAGGCUAUGCCUCGAGUGGGCGAGGUUGUGGGCAGACGAUCGGGAUUCCAUGAACUAUGUGCCUUCAUGAUACAAAUUCUGACCUCCUCUAAGCAGCGGUAGAGUGCUUCGAUGCUUUGCAAUCCUUUUUACACAUAGACGUCCCAAGUGCGGAAAAUGCAUCAUCCAUCUAAUGUAUAUCAAAGACUUCGGCCUGGCUGUUACUUAUAGUAGUUAAUCGUGCUCCUCGUGUGUACUAAUAAUACUUGGCUAGACUCGUCAUUGACGGUGUUGUUGCAUGUAUAUGUCGUUUAUGCUCCUAUUUGCUUACGGAUAGAGUCAUAACAAAAAGUU
Messenger RNA from Coprinopsis cinerea okayama7#130, 2211 nucleotides. Its product is annotated as capsular associated protein. The coding region runs from base 44 to 1948 and encodes 634 amino acids. NCBI's taxonomy places the organism in Eukaryota, Fungi, Basidiomycota, Agaricomycetes, Agaricales, Psathyrellaceae. The record is from RefSeq and is a predicted model, not a curated record. The transcript is spliced from 6 exons.